AUGUCGCUCCUCCUGGUGUUGAUCGGCGUUGUGGUUGUUGCGAGCAGCUUGCUGCUUUGGUGGAACGAGGUAAGGUACGGCAGGAGAGGGAAUGGGUGCCUGCCGCCGGGGACAAUGGGGUGGCCGCUGUUCGGCGAGACCACCCGGUUCCUCAAGCAGGGCCCGAGCUUCAUGAAGGAGAGGAGGCUCAGAUACGGGAGGAUUUUUCGGACGCACGUCCUAGGGUGCCCCACGGUGGUGUGCAUGGACCCCGAGCUCAACCGCCGCAUGCUGCUCCAGGGUGAGUCCGGCGGCCUGGUCCCCGGCUAUCCGCAGUCCAUGCUCGACAUUCUCGGCCCCAACAACAUCGGUGCCUUGCAUGGCCCAUUGCACCGGUUCAUCCGCGGCGCCAUGCUCAGCCUCGUGCACCCCACCGCGAUCCGCACCAACCUUCUCCCCAAGAUGGAUGCCUUCAUGCGCUCCCACCUUGAUGGAUGGUCUGGCUCCGUCGUCGACAUCCAGGCAAAGACCAAGGAGAUGACCUCGCUAUCUAUGCUCAGGCAAAUCGCCGGCAUCACCGCGGGCCCGCUCUCUAAUGCCCUCAAUACAGAGCUCUACACCCUUGCGCUCGGCACCAUUUCCUUGCCCAUCAACCUUCCAGGGACCAGGUAUUACCAGGGCUUGCAGGCGAGGAAGAAGUUCGUGUCCAUGCUAGAGAAGAUGAUCGCGGAGCGGAGGUCCUCUAAUCAAGCUCACGGUGACAUGUUGGAGGCUCUAUUGAGAAGUGGUGAUGAUGGGACCAGGGAAAAGCUCAGUGAUGAGCAGAUCAUUGACUUGAUCAUCACCAUUAUUUACGACGGGUAUGAGACCAUGUCGACGACCUCAAUGAUGGCUGUCAAGUACCUGUCCGACCAUCCACAGGCUCUCCAAGAACUAAGGAGAGAGCAUCUUGAUAUUAGGAAGGGAAAAUCGCCGGAGGAGGCUAUCAACUACGAGGAUUUCAAGUCCAUGGUCUUCACUCGAGCUGUCAUAUUUGAGACGCUAAGAUUAGCCACAGUCGUGAAUGGGCUGCUGAGAAAAAUUACUCAGAAUGUAGAAAUGAAUGGGUAUGUCAUUCCAAAAGGCUGGAGAAUCUAUGUUUACACAAGGGAAAUAAACUACGAUUCGUUCAUGUACCCUGACCCGAUGUCCUUCAACCCAUGGAGAUGGCUGGAGAAGAACAUGGAAUCACACCCACACUUCAUGUUGUUCGGGGGAGGCGGCCGGAUGUGCCCCGGGAAGGAGAUGGGCACGGCUGAGAUUGCAACUUUCCUACACUAUUUUGUGACUCGAUACAGAUGGGAGGAGGAAGGCAAGAACACCAUACUGAAAUUCCCCCGGGUGGAAGCUCCCAACGGGUUACAUAUCCGAGUUCAAGAUUACUGAUCUUGCAACAUACAUUUUGCUUAGUUUAGAUUGGUAGGACCCAGACAGGGACGAUGAGAGUGUGAUCAUGAUUCCGCGCCGAUGAACGGAUUAGACCAGGCUUGUAAGAUAUUAGGACUUGUCCAAGAGAUCAUUUUGAUGUAAUGACUACAUGACUAUAUCAUUCAAAUACAAGAACAUGAAUUGAAAAA
Molecule: messenger RNA, 1595 nt
Organism: Aegilops tauschii subsp. strangulata
Lineage: Eukaryota; Viridiplantae; Streptophyta; Magnoliopsida; Poales; Poaceae
Product: cytochrome P450 85A1-like
Biological process (GO): brassinosteroid biosynthetic process; sterol metabolic process; multicellular organism development
Molecular function (GO): iron ion binding; oxidoreductase activity, acting on paired donors, with incorporation or reduction of molecular oxygen; heme binding
Source: RefSeq, a predicted model, not a curated record